AUGGAAUCCAUCGAUAUUACCGUCGCUUUCAUUCUCGCUGAGAUCGAAACAAUAUCUUCGACGCAUAGAAAGCUUGAACGCAUCAAGGGACUUCCUGAAGCUUUCGUCGCAGUCGGAAAUGUUCUCCCGCUGGCUGAAGAGACUUUGCGCCUCCUUCAACAGGCUCUCGAGAGUCAAACUUUCGACUGGCAAGAUGAAGCUGCAAUCAUCGAAUCCCUCAGUAAUGGGCUUAAUCAGUGCCUCGAGCUCGUCAAUUCUAUGGAAAGCAUCCUGCGUCAGGUCAUGGUUGUCGAUACGCAAGGCUCAGACAGUUGGCCUGGCAUCAUUGGUUCUUAUCGCCAGAUAGUGAAGUCAACUGGCAAUGGCCAAAACAUCGAGGCUCUGAUACUGAGCUUGUUGGUUGGAUUGAGAAUGUUACUUGUCAACUACAGCAUCACAGAGGAUGUCGCAUUGUCCGGGCAGGACAAAAAGCUGGAGACUGCCUGCAAAAUACUCACUGAUGCGUUAUCGUCUCUACCAGCCUCAGACUCUACCCCGCAACCGUCAAGCAAGUAUCUGGCCAAGGACCAGUACGGAACGAGGCUUUUAUGGGCCGCAAGGAGUGGAAAAGAAGAAAUAGUCUGGAAUCUCCUCAACAUCAACGACAUCAACUUGGACCAGAAGGAUAAAAAAGGUCGUACACCGCUAUCAUUGGCGGCAGAGAAAGGACACAAGACCAUUACUCUCUUGCUCCUGCAAACAGAAAGCGAUAUAGAAUCCAAGGACAACACAGGCCGGACACCACUGUCAUGGGCUGCAGGCGCAGGACAACACGCCGUCGUUCAAAUUUUGUUGGACAACGGAAGCGACCCCGAAUCUUUUGAUAACAUGCUCCAGACACCACUGUUGUGGGCUGCAAGAGAAGGACGCACCAUGGUCGUCAGGGAUUUGCUGGACUUUGGCAGCAACAUCGAAACUUGGGACUAUGCUGGCCGGACGCCACUGUCGUGGGCAGCAGGAGAAGGACACCACGCAAUUGUGAGAGAUUUGCUGGACUGUGGCAGCACUAUCGAAUCUUGGGACAAUACUGGCCGGACACCAUUGUCAUGGGCCAUAGGGCAAGGACAACUGAGAGUCGCCAGGCUUUUACUGGACCAUCGUAGCGAUAUGGAAUCCUGGGACAAUGCUGGCUGGACACCAUUAUCACGGGCUGCAAUGAAGGGGCACAAGAGCAUCGUAUCACACCUGAUGCACGCUGGGGCCAAUUUGGACUCAGUAGAUAAUAACGGUCGCACGCUUUUAUCAUGGGCGGCAGAGCAAGGUCAAGAAGCUGCCGUUCAACAGCUACUCGACGCUGGCGCUGAUGCGAACUCCAAGGACAACGAUGGCUACACACCAUUGGCAAGAGCCGCAGAAAAGGGACACUUGGGAGUCGUACUGCGACUACUCAUGGUGGAAGAUCUCAAGGGGUCUGAUGUUUCUGAAGAGGCUGGCUGGCUUCCCCAGUACAAAGACGGAAGUUUUGCGGUGGCAGAUUCGCUGCCUGCCUUCAGUGAGCUGGACGUCAACUUGCACCAGGUCUGUUGCGCGCACAAGCUUCGGGAGAAAAACACAAGCGACCCUGUCAUGCAUCAAAACUCGGAUUUACGAGCUCAGCAUCUCAGCCGAGUCGAUAUGCAGAACCAGCUUUCCCUCCAUUGUGGGCUAGCUGGUGUGCUCCCACCAGGAAGCCGGCCAUUCAGUGCUCUCGGAUGGGCCAGCUUUUCGAUUCAAGAGGCAUCGAUAUUCUUCACUGGCAAUCCAGACGAGGAUCUGGCGGAGCCAACAGGUCGAGACGACUUCAUCAAGCGACCAGCGGACUGGUCUCUGGAGCAAUUUGUCUACAACAAGCGGGAUUCUGCUGCAACCAACUUACUGCAUUAA
Colletotrichum gloeosporioides is the source of this 1902-nucleotide messenger RNA. RefSeq lists its product as uncharacterized. The record is from RefSeq and is a predicted model, not a curated record. Gene Ontology annotation, molecular function: protein binding. The transcript has 2 exons. The coding region runs from base 1 to 1902 and encodes 633 amino acids. Lineage: Eukaryota; Fungi; Ascomycota; Sordariomycetes; Glomerellales; Glomerellaceae.